Messenger RNA from Solenopsis invicta (red fire ant), 1298 nucleotides. Its product is annotated as sorbitol dehydrogenase. Gene Ontology annotation, molecular function: oxidoreductase activity; zinc ion binding. The record is from RefSeq and is a predicted model, not a curated record. The transcript is spliced from 5 exons. Bases 107 to 1126 code for a protein of 339 amino acids. Lineage: Eukaryota; Metazoa; Arthropoda; Insecta; Hymenoptera; Formicidae.
AUAAGAUAUUAAGUGUCACCAACAUAUAAAUGUCGCAUGAUGAUGACUGGGUUUCUUAGUUUCUUCGAAUAAAACGACUCGAGCAGAUACAGAUUGUGAAUACGCAAUGGAAUAUUUGAGCUUUAAUUCGUCGAACAAGUCACUUACUUUGAAGAAACGAGAUAUUCUUCCUAAACCAGCGGCGAACGAAGUCCGAAUUAAAGUCACGUAUUCUGGAAUUUGUGGAACGGAUCUUCAUAUUUUGGAAGGAAGUUUUCCUUGUAAAGAGGAUGGGCCUCUGACUCUUGGACAUGAGUUUGUAGGUACUAUCGAUGAACUUGGAUCGGAGGUAACCAUCUUUAAAAUUGGUCAACGUGUCGCUGUCGAUCCUAACAGGGGAUGCAACAUAUGCCAUCACUGUCACAAUGCAAAUUAUCAUUUUUGUAAGCACGGUGGUAUAAAUAAUACCAUUGGUAUUUUCAAAGAUGGUGGAUGGGCUACGCACGCGCUUGUCCCAGAAACACAGGUAUAUUUAAUUCCGGAUGAAAUUGAAAUGCACCAAGCAGUACUGAGUGAGCCGUUGUCGUGCAUGGCUCACGGUUGGGACAAAAUCAAUCCUGUAACCGUAGGAAACAAGGUUCUUGUAGUAGGCGCCGGUAUCAUAGGUUUAUUGUGGGCCUCUUUGUUUCAUUUGCAUGGUCUCAGAAAGACUGUCACUAUCAGUGAACCGCAACAAAAACGAAAAGAUCUUGCCUCCAAUCUUGGUCUUGAUUAUAAAGUUAAAUAUCCGACGGAAUUGAAAGAGGAGUUUGAUUUAGCUGUGGAUUGUAGCGGCAAUGCUCCAGCCAUGGAAUUGGCCAUGUCUUUGUUAGGUCACGGUGGUCGCUUGUGCGUAUUCGGUGUCGCUAAUCCAAAAGCGAAACUAUCGAUUGAACCAUUUCAGAUUUACAAAAAGGAGUUGAGCAUCAUAGGCGUGAUUAUAAACCCCUACAGUUUUUCCAAAGGAUUAGCUUUGGUGCAAUCAAUGUCAGAAGAAUAUCUUGAUUACAAUAAAUUGGGAAUCAAGAUAUUUUCCUUGUCCCAAUAUAAAGAAGCUCUCGAUGCGCUGAAGAAAGGAGACAUAAGCAAGGCUGUUUUCAAAUUGUGAAAGUUUAUAUAUUAUUUUAUUCAUAUAUGUAUAUAUAAUAUAAUAUAUAACGAGAAAAGACAAAAAUACUUUCUUUUUAUAAAAUUUUAUUGCUUGUUCCAUACAUAAAUUUGGUUGAAUAUGUAAAUGCAUGGAGUUUGAAGUAAUAAAAUGCGAUAUGACACUACUGAAA